Molecule: messenger RNA, 6408 nt
Organism: Funneliformis mosseae
Lineage: Eukaryota; Fungi; Glomeromycota; Glomeromycetes; Glomerales; Glomeraceae
Source: the annotation of a GenBank genome assembly
AUGGAUAAACAAAAUUCUGAUCUUAGACUCAGUAGCAGAAGGCGUGGUAAUAAUGAUCGUCAUCGUGGAACUAACAGCAGAAAAGGUGAUGAAUUUCAAAGAACUCCACCACCUAAUAUUCAGGAAAUAAAAAAGGCGCAACAUGAAGCGACUAUUGAAAAUUUUCGUUCCACCGAAUUAACAUACAAGGGUAGUGACCGAAUAAUCACCAUACCCAAUGGAGAUCGAAUUAAGUUCAUAUGGAAAAAAAUUUUAAAGAGAGAUAAUGGACCCUUGAAUCAAAGUAAUAUUAGAAUUUUCAUUAGUUCAGCAUUGGUAGUAACAAGUUAUCAAUCUGGUUAUGAGGUAAAUGAAUUGGUAUCAGAAUUAGGUGAUCAUGAUGGUGGCCUUAAGUUGUUGAAAGAAAUCAUAAAUUUUCCUUCAAUGUCAUGCGAUGCGGGUCUUAAGCAAGAUGUGUUAUCCUUUCAACAUGUCGUAUUACCUUUAUUGGGAUUAUUGACGAGAACCUCAAUUACCGAAUGUAUUUUGGAAAAGUACGUUCAUGCCAUCAUUAUGAUCGUUUACACAAAUCUUGACUCCUUCCUUCAUGAUAAUGUAAUGACAAUGUUGAGGACUUUGGUGCAACGUAAUUCUUUCGUUGACAAUCAAGUAGGCGUGGAAGAAUUAUUGAGACACGAACGAUAUUCAUUUAUCCCAACUACUUUGGGAACGUUCUUCUUGAUCAUCGUACGGCUACUUACUGUGUUAUUACGUCGUAUCAAAGAAGCAUCAAUCAACGAAACCAUGCACCAGAUCGCUCGCGAUCUUCAAGAUCUAAAGAUCACAUAUCAACAAUCUAUUCAACAACAAUUACCGUCUACCAACUCAACUGACCCAUUAAUCAAUAAUCUUGAAACUAGAAAUUUUUUUUUCAUGAUAUUAGAUAAAGAAAUGAACAUCAUGAACAAGUUGUUAAAUAAUGGACGCGUUAGUUUAAUCGAUGAACAAAAUCCGAAUAAAAAAGAAUUAAUCUCGAAAUUAACAUCAUUGCGUUAUAAAGGAAUGGCUAGGAAAGCUGAUAUGGAAAGAAUUUAUGAUCCUCCUGGUAAAUUAUCAAAUAAAGGCAAAAGGCAUAAUAACGAUUUUGAGGAAAUUUCGGAAAUUUCAAUCAUUCCUACAAUGGAGGAGAUAUUGUGUGAUCGUUCUCCUUUUUUACCAUUUUCUCUCCCUGAUGCACCACAUUUUCUACCUGAUGGGGCAGCUAAAUUACUUGAUACACAAUUUCGUUUAUUAAGGGAAGACAUGUUAAAUCCCAUUCGUGGAAGCGUGUCGAAUUUAAUAACAGCAUUAUCACGAAAUUUGAGACCUUCUCUUAAUAAUAGUGAAUUUUCAAAAGAAUUAAGGAGGAUUCAAAAGGAAUUUGGUGGUUUACAUGUGUACACCGAUCCACAAUUUAUUAGUAUUACAUUUGAUAAGAGAAAAGGAUUAGUUUACACUUUGAGAUUCACUCCCCCAAAAAUUCGAAAUAAACAUAAUAAUGUACGGGAUAGGCAAGCAUUUUGGGAAAAAAGUAAAAGGUUAUUAACAGGAAGUUUGGUUACUUUAUUAUUACCGAAUCCAAAUGCCCAAAGUAUUUCUGAUAGGUAUUCGGUAUAUUUCGGAGUGGUUGCAUCAAGGGAUGAAAGAGAUUUGGCCAGAAACCUCGAAUAUUCUGAUAUUGGUAUUAACUUUGUUGAUCUAUCAAUUUAUCCUAUUGCGUUGGAUGAGAUUUUAAAUCCUCAUAAAGUAACCGAAAAAUCCUUAGAACAACGAUUUAUGGUUGAAUGUACCGGUGUUUAUUUAGAAUCUUAUUAUCACAUUCUUAAUACACUUAAAUCUAUGGAUCCUUCUUCCCUCCCAUUUGAAAAAUAUCUUGCUCCAAAUUUUGAUGACUCUAGUGAUGGUGGUGCUGUAAAUGUUAUGGUUGAACCACCAAUGUAUGCUAGAGCACCUGAAUUUGAAUUUGACUUGUCAAUUUUAUGCGAUAAAAAGCAAAAUUUAAAAUUAAAUGUUGCCAAUACAAGAGGCUAUGAUGAAGUGGCGAAAAGGAUUAACGAAUAUAGUAGAUUGGAUGAAACUCAAGCGAAAGCGUUGAUCGGCGCUUUAACUCGUGAGAUUGCAUUAAUCGAAGGUCCACCUGGUACAGGAAAAACUGUAGUUGGGGUUGAGAUCAUGAAAGUGUUAUUGGCAAAAGAAAAUCGAAAGAACAAACUUGGUCCCAUUCUCACCAUUUGUUUUACUAAUCACGCGCUUGAUCAAUUCUUGGAGCAUUUACUUGACGCAAACAUAAAAAAGAUCGUUAGGUUAGGCUCUCGGACAAAAUCUGAACGGAUUAAGGAAUUUAAUAUUGAAGAGAUUUGUAAAAAUAAUUCUUUUGGCAAAAAAGGUUAUGAAUUACGUAAAUCAUUAAAUGACAUCGAAAGUCGCGUCAAGGAGAUUAGCAACAAAUUUUCCAAAAACUGGUUAAAAUGGAAUGAUGUAUCAAAUUAUCUAAAGAAAAAUGAAACGAAAUUUUAUGAAAAAUUUGAACGCGUGUCUAAUGAGGAUUUGCCAAGUUGGGUUUUAGGAACUUAUAGCGGUGAAGAAGAAUUUUUAAAUUAUUUUAGACCUGCUCAUAAUAAAUCUGAAAAUUUACCCAUAUUUGAGAAAUGGGUAAGAGGGAAAGAUUUUGAAGUAAUUAAGAUGAGAAAGAAUAUUUUAUUGAAUCCGCAACAGAAUGAUCAGAAACCAAAGGAAAAUUUAAAUAGAAACAAGUUCGAAUUGUUACAGGCAGAAGAAAAUGAAGAGAGCACGAGUGGUGAUGAAUCAGAAACCGACCAUGACACAAUAAAAUGGAUAUUGGAUUACGAAGAACCUGAAACGGAUCGUCCUUUGGAAUUCUUAUUAAAUAUGGACUCCAUUUGGGAAAUGUCAAGGAUGGAACGAAAUACUCUUCAUGAUUAUUGGCGUACAAAAGUUAAUCAGGAAUUCAUAGAAACUUUGUCAAGGUUACAAAAAAUGUAUGAUAAAAGACGUAAUGAUUGGAAUAACAUGUAUGACGAAAGACGUCGUCAAGCAUUAUUAAGUCGCGAUGUUAUUGGUAUGACCACAAAUGGCGCUGCUAAAUUUCAAAGUUUAAUUAAACAUAUUAAUCCUAAAGUUAUUAUUUGUGAGGAAGCUGGCGAAGUACUUGAAGCUCAUAUCCUUAGUGCAUUGACUUCCGAAACUCAACAUUUAAUAUUGAUCGGAGAUCCAAAUCAACUUCGACCUCAUAUCGCUACUUAUUCUCUUAGUAUGGAUUCAAUUUUAGGAAAAAAUUAUCAACUAGACAAAUCAUUAUUUGAAAGAUUAGUUAAUGGUGAUAAGGCGACGAAGAUUGAGAAAGUUCAACUUUCAACUCAGAGACGUAUGAGAAAGAAUGAAAUUUCUGAUUUGAUAAGAUAUACACUUUAUCCAGAUUUAAUUGAUGCUGAAAAUACCGCUAAAUAUCCAAAAGUGCGUGGUGCACAACAUAAUGUAUAUUUCAUUAACCACGAUCAUCCAGAAGUUGCUCCUGAUGGAGACUUUUCAGCACAAUCUCAUGUGAAUAUUUAUGAGGUCAAGAUGGUAGUGCAGAUCGUAAAAUAUUUUAUCAAAAAUGGGUAUACUAAACCUGAUGAUAUAGCUGUGCUUACCCCCUAUUUGGGACAAAUGAUGAGAAUCAAAGAAGCUUUAUCUGAAUUAUUUGUUGUAGUCUUGGAUGAAAGGGAUGAACAAAAACUUGCUGAAAUGGAAGAACAAGAAGUUGGUAAUGAUGACGAAUUAAAUAUGGCGGAUGUGACUGUUUCAAGAAAAACAUUAUACCAACAAGUUACUUUGAGAACUAUUGAUAAUUAUCAGGGUGAAGAAGCGAACAUUGUCAUCAUUUCUUUAGUUCGUAAUUUCUCCAAAUCUAAUUGGCAAGAUACUAUUGGAUUCUUAAAAAGCACGAAUCGAAGUAAUGUAUUAUUAUCACGUGCAAGAGAAGGGAUGUAUCUUAUUGGUAAUUCUGAAUUGAUGGAAACAAGAUCCAAAGAUAUGUGGGCUCCUGUAAUUAAUAUAUUACGAACACGAAAUCCUCCACAAGUUGGUUUUGGUAUGCCAAUUGAAUGUCAUAAGCAUCCAGAAUACAAGAAUGUAAUUUUCGAACCCGAACAAUUUGAAUUGGUUAGUCCGAAUGGGGGAUGCUUCGAGUUAUGUCGUGCAAAACUUCCCUGUGGACACACGUGUACUUCUAUGUGUCAUACAGAUGAUCCUCAGCACCUUGGAACCAAAUGUCUUAAACCUUGCCCAAGAUCACAUCCAAUAUGUAAUCAUCCAUGUCCAAAGAUUUGUUAUGAAAAUUGCGGACAAUGUGAAUUUCCCAUAGGACCUAUUAUUUUACCUGGUUGUGGUCAUGUGUUUAAGGAUGCUACAUGUUGGCAAAAUCAAAAUAAAGAUGUUAUUAAAUGUUUGAUCCAAGUCCAAAGACGAUUAAUCAGUUGUGAACACUCAAAAAUCAUUGACUGCUAUUUACCUGUUGAAAACGUUAAAUGUGAAAAGAUAUGCGGAGUUGUUUUGGAAUGUAAACAUAGAUGUUCAAAUCAAUGUUUUCAAUGUCAAAGUUUUUCUAAACCACGAGAUGAAAACAAAUUGAACGGUGAAAUCGUUCCUAUUUUACGAACAAAGCAUGGCAAAUGUAAACAAUAUUGUAAUAGAUUGUUAUUUUGUGGACAUAAAUGUGAAUCAUCAUGUCAUGAAGGGAGCGCAUGUCCACCAUGUGGUGCUAAAUGUACAGCAACAUGCAAACAUGCAUCAUGUGAUAAACGUUGUAUAGAACCUUGUUCUUUGUGUGUGGAAGAAUGUCCAUGGGAAUGUGACCAUCAAGGUAGAUGUGAAUUAAGUUGUGGAGUUCCUUGUAAUAGGUUGCCUUGUAAUGAAAGAUGUAACAAAAAGUUGGAAUGUGGACAUGAUUGUUCUGGUGUUUGUGGCGAAAUAUGCCCUUCAAAAGAUUUUUGCAUGAUUUUAUCAGAUGCCCUUAAGAGUAUUUCAUUUAGUAAGGUGAAUUGGAAAAAGAAAAGAAUGAUUGUUCUUUCUUGUGGACAUGCAUUUACCAUGGAAAACAUGGAUAUGCGCAUGGGUAUGGAAGUCUAUUAUGAAAGCGAAGGCAUAUUCGAGAGAAAAUGGUCAUCAGUUAAAAUCCUUCCCGCAUCAACAACAAAUGUAAAAACAUGUCCAGUAUGUCGUACACCUAUCAAAAAUAUUAGGAGAUAUGGUAGAAUAAUUAACAAAUACAAUAUGGACGCACAAAACAGAAAAUUCCUAAUUAAAUAUGACAAUCAAUUAAGUCAUGUUACUAAACGAAUAAUUUCGAUUGAGGAUAAUAUGAAAGAUAAGAAAAAAUUAUUAUCUGGUUUAGGUCAUUUGCCUACUGAAGUUUCAAGAUUUAACGAAAAAAUGUAUGAAGUUCCUAGCGACACAUCCGAGAUUAUACCUCAUACAUAUUAUAAAUAUGUUGACAAAUAUCAUGGAUUUGAAAAUUUCAGUAAAAAGAUUUGGCAUGAUCAUGUCGGAGAAUUAUUAAAAUGUUAUAAUGAAUUAACGAACAUACUUUACGCCACCAAAUCGCCAUCUCAUGUAAAAGAUUUUGAGGCAUCCACCACAAGAUCAUCUCAAGUUGCUGAAGGGGAAUUAACCGUUGAUUCGAAAAUUUAUUCUUUGAGCGCUACUCCAUCGAAUAAAUUUACGGUCUCUUCGAAAAAUGUACUUUCUCAAACAGGAAUUUCGAUAUCGAAAAUAUACCGCAGAAUUUAUUUAGACACACUUUUUGAAAUAGUCAAUUUACAAAAAUUCCUAUUCAAUGAGACCUUAUUUAUAAUUCAAGAAAUAUCGAAAACGGAAAAACCAAUAGCUACAAGAAUUAAAGAAGUUUGGUAUCAAUUUGCUGAAAACUUACAACUUUCUAUUCAAAAACAUCUAAAUACCAUUCAGGAAGUAGCAGUGUCUGCUUAUUAUAAUAGACACCUACUUUUGAUCAAUGUAGAAAUGUUAGAAUUGGAACUUAAUAAGAUUAUUUAUCAAUUAAAGUACUCACCUAAAGUACCUCGGAUUAACGUUACGAAAAUAUGUAGAAUCGUUAGGAAGGAAAUUGUGAAUAUAUGUAAGCAUUAUGAAUAUAUUAUUGCGAAGGGGACAUUUAAAAGCGUUAUCGAUAUCAGAUUAGAGAAAAUAUUGGAAACUUGUAAUAAAGUUGAAACUUCAAGUAUUAAAGGAAAGUUAGAGAUUUAUCGUUUAAUUCAAAAUGAAUUUAUAAGUUCAGGACAUAUAUAUGAAUGUCCUAAUGGUCAUCCGAUUGUGAUGCAAAUUUUGAUGUUGGAAAUGAAACAAAAAGCGAAACUAGUAAUUGUAGUUUAA